This is a messenger RNA of Suillus fuscotomentosus, 389 nucleotides long. RefSeq lists its product as uncharacterized. The transcript has a single exon. The record is from RefSeq and is a predicted model, not a curated record. The annotation marks the transcript as partial. Lineage: Eukaryota; Fungi; Basidiomycota; Agaricomycetes; Boletales; Suillaceae.
AACAUGUACAGAGUCGCCACUGACGAACGUGAUCGUAUCUGCAUCUGAACGGUGAAUCAGCCAGAUCAUAGAUUUCACUGUUGUAUCUGACGACCGAAUCGCUCCAGUUACUUAUGGGUAAUUGGUAGAGAUUGAAGGGGAAAUAGGUUCGUGCUUGCUUCGGGGCUCCUACGCGUGACUGCGCUGACGAUGUUCACAGGAAAGGACGCGAAAAAGGCGGUACAGCAUACUUUUGAAGACCUCGCGAAAAACAAUGAGUAUCAUUUUGCGUUUUUGCAAGCGAGAGGAAGAAAGCCAACCAUACGUCUCGUAGAGAGAGGCACAUUUUUGCAGGCAGAAAUGCGACAAGACAAGUAUCUGGAUGGGCCAAGUGAAGGUUCCCAUCGUCC